AGUCGGAAGCCGGGCUGUGCGGCGCGGGCAGUGGAGCGGCGGCUCCUGUACCCCCAGCGCGGACCCAAAGGGGCUCGGGCCGCUCGGGCCGGGAAUGGCGGCGGCGGCCGAGCCCGGGGCCCGCGCCUGGCUGGGCGGCGGCUCCUCGCGCCCCGGCAGCCCGGCCUGCAGCCCCGUGCUGGGCGCAGGAGGCCGCGCGCGCCCGGGGCCGGGGCCGGGACCCGGGCCAGAGCGGGCGGGCGCCAGAGCCCCGGGCCCCGCUGCCGCGCCGGGACACAGCUUCCGGAAGGUGACGCUCACCAAGCCCACCUUCUGCCACCUCUGCUCCGACUUCAUCUGGGGGCUGGCCGGCUUCCUGUGCGACGUCUGCAAUUUCAUGUCUCAUGAGAAGUGCCUGAAGCACGUGAGGAUCCCAUGCACGAGUAUGGCGCCCAGCCUGGUCCGGGUUCCUGUGGCCCACUGCUUCGGUCCCCUGGGACUCCACAAGCGCAAGUUCUGUGCUGUCUGCCGCAAGGUCCUGGAGGUGCCCGCGCUCCACUGCGAAGUGUGUGAGCUGCACCUCCACCCAGACUGUGUGCCCUUCGCCUGCAGUGACUGCCGCCAGUGCCACCAGGAUGGGCACCAAGACCACGACACCCAUCACCACCACUGGCGGGAGGGGAACCUGCCCUCGGGAGCCCGCUGCGAGGUCUGCAGGAAGACGUGCGGCUCCUCUGACGUGCUGGCCGGCGUGCGCUGCGAGUGGUGCGGGGUCCAGGCGCACUCCGUCUGCUCCGCGGCGCUGGCUCCCGAGUGUGGCUUCGGGCGUCUGCGCUCCCUGGUCCUGCCCCCCGCGUGCGUGCGCCUUCUGCCCGACGGCUUCAGCAAGACGCAGAGCUUCCGCAUCGUGGAGGCCGCGGAGCCGGGCGAGGGGGGCGACGGCGCCGACGGGAGCGCUGCAGUGGGUCCAGGCAGAGAGACACAGGCAACUGCGGAGUCCGGGAAGCAAACGCUGAAGAUCUUUGAUGGCGACGACGCGGUGAGGAGAAGCCAGUUCCGCCUAAUCACUGUGUCCCGCUUGGCCGGUCCCGAGGAGGUGCUGGAGGCCGCACUGCGGGCCCACCACAUCCCCGAGGACCCUGGCCACCUGGAGCUGUGCCGGCUGCCCCCUUCCUCUCAGGCCUGUGGCACCUGGGCUGGGGGCAAGGCCGGGAGUGCUGUGAUCUCGGAGGAGGGCAGAAGCCUCGGGUCCGGCGAAGCCACGCCAGAGGCCUGGGUCAUCCGGGCUCUGCCGCGGGCCCAGGAGGUCCUGAAGAUCUACCCUGGCUGGCUCAAGGUGGGCAUGGCCUACGUGUCCGUGCGAGUGACCCCGAAGAGCACGGCCCGCUCUGUGGUGCUGGAGGUCCUGCCGCUGCUUGGCCGCCAGGCCGAGGGUCCUGAGAGCUUCCAGCUGGUGGAGGUGGCGAUGGGCUGCAGGCACGUCCAGCGGACGGUGCUGAUGGACGAACAGCCCCUGCUGGACCGGCUACAGGACAUCCGGCAGAUGUCCGUGCGGCAGGUGAGCCAGACGCGGUUCUACGUGGCGGAGAGCAGGGAUGUAGCCCCGCACGUCUCCCUGUUUGUUGGCGGCCUGCCUCCCAGCCUGUCCCCCGAGGAGUACAGCAGCCUGCUGCAUGAGGCCGUGGCUACCGAAGCCACCGUGGUGUCCGUGAGUCACGUCUACUCCCAAGGCGCGGUAGUGCUGGACGUCGCCUGCUUCGCGGAGGCCGAGCGGCUGUACGUGCUGCUGAAGGACAUGGCUGUGCAGGGCCGGCUGCUCACUGCCCUGGUGCUCCCCGACCUGCUGCACGCGAAGCUGCCCCCAGACAGCUGUCCCCUCCUCGUGUUCGUGAACCCCAAGAGUGGAGGCCUCAAGGGCCGAGACCUGCUCUGCAGCUUCCGGAAGCUACUGAACCCUCACCAGGUCUUCGACCUGACCAACGGGGGUCCUCUUCCUGGGCUCCACCUGUUCUCCCAGGUGCCCUGCUUCCGGGUGCUGGUGUGUGGUGGCGAUGGCACCGUGGGCUGGGUGCUCGGCGCCCUGGAGGAGACACGGUACCGACUGGCCUGCCCGGAGCCUUCUGUGGCCAUCCUGCCCCUGGGCACAGGGAAUGACCUUGGUCGAGUCCUCCGCUGGGGGGCGGGCUACAGCGGCGAGGACCCGUUCUCCAUACUGCUGUCCGUGGACGAGGCCGACGCCGUGCUCAUGGACCGCUGGACCAUCCUGCUGGAUGCCCACGAGGCUGGCAGUGCAGAGAACGGCACGGCAGACGCAGAGCCCCCCAAGAUCGUGCAGAUGAGUAACUACUGUGGCAUUGGCAUUGACGCGGAGCUGAGCCUGGACUUCCACCAGGCACGGGAAGAGGAGCCUGGCAAGUUCACAAGCAGGCUGCACAACAAGGGUGUGUACGUACGGGUGGGGCUGCAGAAGAUCAGUCACUCUCGGAGCCUGCACAAGCAGAUCCGGCUGCAGGUGGAGCGGCAGGAGGUGGAGCUGCCCAGUAUCGAAGGCCUCAUCUUCAUCAACAUCCCCAGCUGGGGCUCGGGGGCUGACCUGUGGGGCUCCGACAGCGACGCCAGGUUUGAGAAGCCGCGCAUGGACGACGGGCUGCUGGAGGUGGUGGGCGUGACGGGCGUCGUGCACAUGGGCCAGGUCCAGGGUGGGCUGCGCUCGGGAAUCCGGAUUGCCCAGGGUUCCUACUUCCGAGUCACGCUCCUCAAGCCCACCCCGGUGCAGGUGGAUGGGGAGCCCUGGGUCCAGGCCCCAGGGCACAUGAUCAUCUCAGCUGCUGGCCCUAAGGUCCACAUGCUGAGGAAGGCCAAGCAGAAGCCGAGGAGGGCCGGGACCACCAGGGAUGCCCGGGCGGACGCUGCGCCUGCCCUUGAGGGCGAUCCUAGGUAGGGGUGGCUGGGGCAGCCCAGGGGCUCGAGCCGUCUUUGCCCCCGCCGGCCUUGUUUUCAGGUGGUCUGGAGGCAGCUCCACGUCCACACAGUGGCCGGCCCUGUGGUUGGACCUGGCUACAGCCCUGACCGCAUCUUCCCGGGGACGCAGCUGGACCAGCCCUCAUCCCAUUGGUGACGCACGUUGGUGUCACAGCCCUCAUCCCACUGGGGACUGCUGUGCGGGUGGCGGUGUUUCCCCGUGUCCCGGGUGGGCGCAGGGCUCUGGAUGGUGAGCCCUCUGCCCCGUGGGGGCCUGGUCCUCUCCUCAGGGGUGGGCACCCGUCCCUCCAUCUCUCUCCCCACUGAGCCCCUUGAGCUGGACAGUGCUGGACGCAGGCCGUCCAGGUGGGUCUGACCUCACUUUGUGCCCCUUGGGCCGUCCCCCUGGCCGGUCCUUCAGAGCAGCAGGCUCCCUGGUGUGUCCCUGCCCCAGCAGACACAGGCUGCCAGCCCCUCCAGCCUCACCUCCCCGCCCUGGGCAGCAGGUGUGGGCAGUCCCUGGUGGGCAGCGUGUCAGGCUGCCGGGUGGUGGUGACUGGUGACUUCCUUGUGUUCGGGGAAGGGAGAAGGUGCCUUCCGGUCUCGUGAUAUACAGAUGGCAGCUUGGACCCCAGGUACAGCUCCAGGGGCAGGCAGUGCCCAGCUGGGCCUGAUGGGCCUUUCUUAGUGCCUCUGUUGGGGGAGGAGAGCCUAUGUCCAUGUGGAGGAUAGGAGGUCUCAGGUGCUGCCCUGGCAGCACCAGAGUGUGGGCCGGGCCCGAGUGUCUGCCCCUCGGCCCUCAGGGUGGGGCAUUUAGCACCCAGAAGGGACCAAAAGCAGGGCAUGGCUGUGCAGAGGAGUUUGUGGAGGUGUAAACAGUCCCAUGCAUGUGGAGGAGGAGCAGGCUUUCAGCCCCAGACCCCACGCUAGCACUUUCCACGCUGCUUGCCCGUUGACGUGCAGUUCCCAGUGCCUGUGUGAGCCGACAUCUGCUCAGUCCUAUCCCUCGUCAGCGUGUGGAGACCCAGCUCCUGCAGCGCCCCUGCUCCCACGCCCCCAGAUAGCUCGGUGGAGGGUCCUGCAUCUGGGCCAGGCUGGGGUGCACCCAGCCAAAGACAAAGCUGCCUCCAUGUGCCCACGGAUUAGAUGGCGCGCUGGCCCCGGGAGGAGUCUGACCAAAAACGGAGCCAGCUCUGUGGGAAGCCCUGACUCCCCCCACGAGAAACGGCCCACGGUGCGGAUCUCCCCCUUCCCUUGUGGGGCACAGCUGACCUGGGCCUCCGAUUCUGCGGAGCUUUCCUGGGCGUGGCUUUGACCUCAGAAGUGGCUGUGGUUUGACCUCAGGAGUGUGUGGCCUGGCCCAGCCUGCUGCAGCCUCCUGGGGGGCCCUUGGUGCCACUAAUCCCCCGACCCCCUGCUUCUGCCAAAACUGCACAGACACAUGCAUUGUAAGGCCACUUGCGGCCUCCAGCGUGCACUCUUGUUUACGUCAUUGUCAUCUUCAAGACUAGUCCUUCGUGAUUAGUUUUGCUUCGCGAGCCCUGGUGUGGACUGUGGUCUGUAUGAAUCGUGUGUAACUGUGGUGAGGGGCUUGUCCUGUAUGUGAGUCUGUACCCAGGUGGGGUCUGUGCCCUGCACACCAGGCCCCUCUGUAUUUAUCGCUGCCCGAAUGCAACAGUAAUUUAUAUCCAGGACAAAUACAGUCUGGGCGUCACUAUCCUA
This is a messenger RNA of Symphalangus syndactylus (siamang), 4662 nucleotides long. It is a transcript of the gene DGKQ, whose product is annotated as diacylglycerol kinase theta. Lineage: Eukaryota; Metazoa; Chordata; Mammalia; Primates; Hylobatidae. Gene Ontology annotation, molecular function: ATP-dependent diacylglycerol kinase activity. Gene Ontology annotation, biological process: phospholipase C-activating G protein-coupled receptor signaling pathway. Gene Ontology annotation, cellular component: membrane. The record is from RefSeq and is a predicted model, not a curated record.